This is a messenger RNA of Colletotrichum chrysophilum, 903 nucleotides long. RefSeq lists its product as uncharacterized. The transcript is spliced from 5 exons. Gene Ontology annotation, biological process: activation of GTPase activity. Gene Ontology annotation, molecular function: GTPase activator activity. The record is from RefSeq and is a predicted model, not a curated record. Lineage: Eukaryota; Fungi; Ascomycota; Sordariomycetes; Glomerellales; Glomerellaceae. Bases 1 to 903 code for a protein of 300 amino acids.
AUGGCUCAUCAAGUCCGUGUAUCUCGGGCUGCUUUCCUGCUUUUUCAGACUGCAGAAGUUGCAGAGUGGGCGCAACACAUUUCCGAAUCCCGUGAUUACUACUCUCGGCAGCGCGACCAUUUCUUGAAGUUCAUAAAGCAUCCCGAAGAGCUUGCCAAAGUGGCUGUUGAUCCUCUGACCGAUGAUCCGAAGUCCCCUUGGAACACCGUCCGGCAGGACGAGAUUAUUCGAGCAGAAAUCGCGCAGGACGUUCGUCGCCUCCCAGACGAGCCAUUUUAUCACGAAGAACGAAUCCAAACGAUGAUCAUUGAUGCGCUAUUCGUGUACUGCAAAUUGCAUCCGAACAGCGGUGGCUACCGUCAGGGCAUGCAUGAACUUUUUGCGCCCAUUGCAUAUGUCGUCAAUCAAGAUACGCUGGACCGCGAAAGCCUCUCUUCGAGUGGUGCCACGGCAGAUGAGACAAUGCUCACAGUGCUUGAUUCGUCCUACAUCGAGCAUGACACCUUUGCGAUGUUCUCAAAGAUCAUGGAGAAAGCGAAGGCGUUCUACGAAGUUAAGGAUUCCAUUUCUAGAGCAGCACUGGCAUCCGCUUCCAAGGAUCGGGCAGAAACCUCGGCCAUCGUCGAGAAGAGCAAGUACAUCCACGAGGUUUGCUUGGCAAAGGUCGAUCCUGAGCUCGCAAACCAUCUCAAAGAUAUUGAAAUCCUGCCACAGAUCUUUCUAAUUCGUUGGAUCCGCCUUCUGUUUGGGCGCGAGUUCCCAUUUGAUCAAUGCCUCGUACUCUGGGAUACCAUGUUUGCCGUCGACCCGUCGCUGAACUUGAUCGAUCUUAUUUGCGUUGCUAUGCUCAUUAGGAUACGCUGGAGUUAUGCCGAGCUCAACACCGACGCCAUCGGCUGGUAG